GCUGUGCCAUGCCAGGUUGGAGCCCAUCACCUUGGCAUCAGUUCAGGUGGGGCAAAGCAGCCCUUUGGGGAGGGGGGGCCAGGCUGACACCAGGCUUUGCCCCCCCAGAACGGCCAGCGUGGGCGCAUGGACAGAGGGAACUCCCUGCCCAGCAUGUUGGAGCAGAAGAUCUACCCCUAUGAAAUGCUGAUGGUGACAAACCGAGGCCGUGUGAAGCUGCCGCCCGGCGUGGACAGGACCAGGCUGGAGAGACACCUGUCCCCCGAGGAUUUCCUGAAGGUCUUCGAGAUGCCCCCGGAGGAGUUCAGCAAACUGGCCCUCUGGAAGCGCAACGAGCUGAAGAAGAAAGCGUUCCUGUUCUGAGCCCCGCCCGGCCCCCAGCUCAGUCCGUGUCGCGCCCUGUACCCGCUUUAGGGCUCUCAGCCGGUUUUUAGGGUGUCCCCCACCCCCACCCCUUUCCCACACCCCCAGAUCUGCUGCCCCACCCCUCACCUGGUCUCGCUCCUCCAGUGGGAAACCAGGCCAGGGCAGGGGGGGUGGGAUUGAACCUGCCUCGCCACGGGGUGAUGGGGCAGCCCCCGCCCCAGGGCAGGCACGGUUCAGCCAGGAGGGGUGGUUUGGGGGGGGCUGUCUGGGUUUUGUGCCCCCUUUCUGCCCCCCAAAUUGCCCCCCCCCCAGGGACUGCUGGCAGGGGCAGUGCCUGGCUCUGCUUUUGGCCAGCCUGGAGCGCAUGGGCUCCGGUGGGUGGGCACUGGGUGGGGGGGGUUCCCUCCUCCCUGGGGGUCUGCUGCCUUCAGCCCCCUCAGCCUGGCUGCCCCUGUGCCCCCCAGGGUGCCCCUGUGCCCCCAGGGGUGCUCCUCCCCACCCUGAGACUUGGGAAGAGCCUGAGGGCCGACUCACUGCCAGACUGAUGUUCUCCUGGGAAAAAAAACAGGCUGCCAUCCCACCUUGCUCCACUCCAGCCCCCCACCCCUCACUUUUGACACCCCCCGGGUCCCUCCCGUGCCAGCUGCUGCAGCGAGGGCCCCCAAGGACACUGCCAAACCCACCUGGCACCGGGCUGGAGCAGGGUAGGGCUGGGAGGGGGGUGAGGGGGAGCACGCGGGAUGAGUUGGGGGGGGUCCCAGUGGGAUCCUGAGGCAGCUCCCGGUGCAUUUCCGUGGGCAGAUGUGCCCAGGGGGCAGGGGAUGCACUGGGGGUGGUAGAGCAGGGGAAGGGGGGGAUGCACUUGGGGGGGUGCAGGAGGGCACGGGGGCGAUAAACUGGGCAACGACGAAUCGGGGCAAUGGAUUGGAGCAGGGCACGGCUCGAUGGGCACCGUGGCCACCGGGGGGCUGGGCAGUGUCCCUGUCCCCAUUCCCCCUUCUCCUGGCCGCGCAGGCAGGGCUCGGCACCAGGCAGCACCUCCCCUUCUCACAGCCCUCCCCUCUCCCCGCACACGUUUUGGGCAGGACCCCUCUCCCCUCCACCCCGCACCAACCCCCUCCCCACCACGCUCCCCGGUUUCUGUUUCCAGCCACUUUCCAGCCGCUAGACCUUGUUGGGAUGUAAAGAAUGUAAUUUAUCGGGAAUUCACUGGCCCAUACUUGCCUUUCACUGCUACAAACGACAUAUCUAUAAAUAUAUAUAUAAAUAUGGGUUGUUUUCGGACUGGACUACAGUGAUUCACUUUCUCUGUUUUUGUUAGAGUUUAUUUUAUUUGCUGGUGUCGGAGAAUCCGCGUGAGAGUGAUUUUUUGCUUACAAUUAAAGGUGAAAUGGCUUUA
Molecule: messenger RNA, 1765 nt
Organism: Myiozetetes cayanensis
Lineage: Eukaryota; Metazoa; Chordata; Aves; Passeriformes; Tyrannidae
Product: dematin-like
Exons: 3
Coding region: 127-363 (78 amino acids)
Biological process (GO): actin filament bundle assembly; cytoskeleton organization; lamellipodium assembly
Cellular component (GO): plasma membrane; actin cytoskeleton
Molecular function (GO): actin filament binding
Source: RefSeq, a predicted model, not a curated record